AAGUUGUUGACUUUUGGCGCAUGGGCAAACGGAUCCGGGGAGGUAGUAUAAGAUGGCGGAAUGAACGGAUGUGACUUCCUAAAGAUGUUUUAAAUGUCCGAUCUCACAGCUACUUAUAUUCCAAAAUAUUCAUUUUGUCUAAAUCCCACCAAACGGAAGUUGAGUUGGGAGCGACGGAGUGUGACCUGAAGUGAAGAUUGAAGUCGUGAUAGAAGAUGGACGACUACUGCUAUGCUAAGAUGGCGACGUCAUGUCAAAGAGAAAGUGAAAGACAAUCAGCAACGGAGAUAAAGAUAAAAACCGAGGAUGAAGGUGAGCGAGAAGAAGAUUCCAACGAAGAAAAAAAUCCGACUGAAAAGAGCGUUGACGAAAAGUUAGCCGACUAUGUUGAAGAAUGUCAAGAAAGAGCCGCCAUGAUUGUUAGCUUGAAGAAGGCAGUGGAGUUCACAUCAGAGGAGAUGAAAGAAUGCAAAAGUCUAAUGAAGAAAGUGGAAGAGCAAAACAAGCGCUUGUGUAAAGAAAAUAAUGAUGUGAAAGAAGAGAUGUUGUGGAAGAGUAAGAGAUGUGCAGUGUGUGAAGAGAAGACUGGACCACAUGUCUACAUCAACCUGCAGAGGACUGCAGAGAUCCAUCAUCCAGAAGAGCUUCCCCCUCAGCUAGAGGGGGAGAGUUCCACUUUGAAGCAGGAGACUCCACAACCACCCUGCAUUAAAAAGGAAGAGGAGGAACUCUGCAUCACUCAGGAGGCAGAGUCUCUGGAUGAAGCUGAUCUCUCCAAGUUGCCACUAAAUGUUGUCUCGGGGAAGACUGAAGAUGAUGAGGAGAAACCACAAGGAGACAACCUCUUAGCGCCACUCUCAGAUAGUGAGGCUGACGACGAGGUUGAAGUGUCUUUGAGCAGCGAUACAGACUGUGAAGGUGACAUGAGGACUCACACUGACAACAAACACUCAAAAAAGAAGAGGGGUAAAAAAAGUUUGAGCUGCUCCGUUUGUGGUAAAAACUUAAGUAAAGAAAGCCUUUUAACUCAACACAUGAGAAUGCACACGGGGGAAAAACCGUUUAUCUGUUCAGUUUGUGGCAAAAGCUUCACUUUGAAGAGCAACUUGACGGAACACACGAGAACGCACACUGGUGAAAAACCAUUUAGUUGUCCGGUUUGCGCAAAAACCUUUACUCACAGGAGCUGCCUGACUCAACACAUGAAAACACACACAGGGGAAAAACCAUUCAAUUGCACAGUUUGCGCAAAAAGUUUCAUUUCGAAACCAAGUUUGACGCUACACAUGAGAAAGCACACAGGAGAGAAACCGUUUCAUUGUUCAGUCUGUGGUAAAAGCUUCACUCAGAAGAGCCACUUGACUGAACACUUGAGAAUACACACCGGGGAAAAGCCAUUUAACUGUUCAGUUUGCGGUAAAAGCUUUUCUGUAAAGUGGAAUUUGACUCAACACAUGAGAACACACACAGGAGAAAAAACUUUCAAUUGUAUAGUUUGUGGUAUAAGCUUUUUUCAAAAAGGAAGUUUGACUAAACAUAUGAAAAGGCACACUGAUGAAAAUGAGUUUAACUGUUUGGUUUGUGGUAAAAAGUUUAGAACCAAGAACCAUUGGACUGAACACAAGAGAACGCACACUGAAAGUAAAAAACAUUGAAUUACUCAGUUUGUGCUAAAAGCUUUUCUCCUCAAACCUGGUUACUGAAACACAUCGGACCAAAACCAUUUAGUUGUUUAGUUUGUAGUAAAAAAUCUUCUCUAAUAAGCAAUUUGACCAAACGCAGUACAGUGCACGUGGGUGAAAAAACUUGCUAAGUUUGAUGCCAAACUAUAAAGGAACAUUUAGUCUCCUCACAUGAGUAAACACACUUGAGAAAAAAUAUUUAGUUAAAUUUGAAAAAAAAAAUAGUUUUAAUAUAUAUAUAUAUAUAUAAAGUAGGGUUGAACAGUAUACUGGUACUAGUAUAGUAUCGCGGUGCUAAUGAAUCAAAAACGGUACUAUGCUCUGUUUGAAAAGUACCGGUUCGCCAUAUUUCUUUUUACAGGCAUGAUGACGCGUCGUUUUUUACGAGAAAAGGAGCAUGUUCGGCAGUGCACAUCCCUGCAGGGCGAGGAAUAUCUAAACAUGCUUCACUACACACCGUAGGAGGAUACAAUACAAACAAAUGCUAUGGUGGAUCUACACUGUAAUGAUACCAAGUACAAGUGCAUAUUUAGUCGAUACUACUACGAUUACAUCGAUAUCUUAUAUAAGGCGUACACCUGUACCCUUGUACAGUGUCGCCACGCUCUGACGAAAGAUUGUACGCCUCUUUUAUUUGGACUUUCCCUGAUUUCAUGGCAACAGCUCUUUCUAAGGGAGGGGGGUCGUAAACAGCCAUCGCCUUUGAUUACAAAACAGUUAAAAGAAAAGUUUGUCUGGAGGGGAGUCUGGUUUUGCUUCCUCUCCGCUUUGUAGUUCUCGGGUCAAGACAAAAUCUUUCUGUGGAUUACAAUACAUCAAAGAAACAGAACACCUCCGUGUUGCUUCCCAUCCUACACAGCGGAGUUUCACGAGCCUUCUUCUCGGUUGGAUCAAAGACAGCCUUUGUCCUCUCGCAGGUCGAGCUGAACUCAAUGUAACAUAAAGUUUUGUGACAACUUAGAUACAAUUAUUCUGACAUAGACAAUGACCAUGUGGUGUCCUCUUUUGAGACAUUCAACUUUGUAUUAUUGUGUUCUCUGUAAAUAUAUGUGCCACAACCUCCUACUGCAGGGGUCGGGAACCUUUUUGGCUGAGAGAGCCAUGAAAGCCAAAUAUUUCAAAAUGUAUUUCCGUGAGAGCCAUAUCAUAUUUUUUUAACACUGAAUACAACUAAAUGUGCAUUUUUAAGUAAGACCAACAUUUUUAGAGUAUAAUAAGUCUAUUCUUUUUAAUAACAUUGUUAUUCUGAAGCUAAACAAUAAUAAAUAAAAUGUCAUGUCUGUU
Molecule: messenger RNA, 2966 nt
Organism: Nerophis ophidion (straightnose pipefish)
Lineage: Eukaryota; Metazoa; Chordata; Actinopteri; Syngnathiformes; Syngnathidae
Product: zinc finger protein 2-like
Exons: 2
Coding region: 216-1655 (479 amino acids)
Biological process (GO): regulation of DNA-templated transcription
Molecular function (GO): DNA-binding transcription factor activity, RNA polymerase II-specific; RNA polymerase II cis-regulatory region sequence-specific DNA binding
Source: RefSeq, a predicted model, not a curated record